Camelus dromedarius (Arabian camel) is the source of this 7520-nucleotide messenger RNA. It is a transcript of the gene DLG5, whose product is annotated as discs large MAGUK scaffold protein 5. The transcript is spliced from 33 exons. Bases 38 to 5881 code for a protein of 1947 amino acids. Gene Ontology annotation, cellular component: plasma membrane. Lineage: Eukaryota; Metazoa; Chordata; Mammalia; Artiodactyla; Camelidae. Gene Ontology annotation, biological process: regulation of apoptotic process; negative regulation of hippo signaling. Gene Ontology annotation, molecular function: protein binding. The record is from RefSeq and is a predicted model, not a curated record.
CCCGGGAGCCGUCCGGCGGGGCGGGGCGGCCGCCACCAUGGAGCCCCAGCGCCGGGAGCUGCUCGCCCAGUGUCAGCAGAGCCUGGCUCAGGCUAUGACGGAGGUGGAGGCCGUGCUCGGGCUGCUCGAAGCCGCGGGAGCGCUGAGCCCCGGCGAGCGGCGGCAGCUGGACGAGGAGGCGGGAGGCGCCAAGGCGGAGCUGCUGCUCAAGCUGCUCCUGGCCAAGGAGCGGGACCACUUCCAGGACCUGCGGGCGGCGCUGGAGAAGACGCAGCCUCACCUGCUGCCCAUUCUCUACCUGAACGGCGUCGUCGGGCCGCCGCAGCCCGCCGAGGGCGCCGGAUCCACCUACAGCGUCUUGUCCAUCAUGCCUUCAGACUCGGAGAGCAGCAGCUCCCUCAGCAGCGUGGGCACCACCGGGAAGGCACCAUCCCCACCGCCCCUCCUACCUGAGCGGCAAGUGAAUGAGAAGGUGGAGAACCUCUCCAUUCAGCUGCGGCUGAUGACCCGGGAGAGGAAUGAGCUGCGGAAGCGCCUGGCCUUCGCCACCCAUGGGACCACCUUCGACAAGAGGACCCACCACAGGCUGAAUCCGGACUACGAGAGGCUGAAGAUCCAGUGCGUGCGGGCCAUGUCGGACCUGCAGAGCCUUCAGAGCCAGCACACCAGCGCCCUGAAGAGGUGCGAGGAGGUGGCCAAGGAGACCGACUUCUACCACACACUCCACAGCCGGCUGUUGAGUGACCAGACCCAGCUGAAGGAUGACGUGGACAUGCUGAGGCGGGAGAAUGGACAACUGCUGCGGGAACGUAACCUGCUGCAGCAGUCGUGGGAGGACAUGAAGCGGCUCCACGAGGAGGACCAGAAGGAGAUUGGUGACCUCCGGGCCCAGCAGCAGCAGGUGUUGAAGCACAACGGGUCGUCAGAAAUUCUCAACAAGCUAUACGAUACAGCCAUGGACAAGCUGGAGGUGGUUAAGAAGGACUAUGAUGCCCUACGGAAGAGGUACAGUGAGAAGGUCGCCAUCCACAACUCGGACCUGAGCCGCCUGGAGCAGCUGGAGGAGGAGAACCAGCGUCUGCUGAAGCAGACGGAGAUGCUGACCCAGCAGAGGGACACGGCCAUCCAGCUGCAGCACCAGUGUGCCCUCUCCCUGAGGAGGUUCGAGGCCAUCCACCACGAGCUGAACAAGGCCACAGCCCAGAACAAGGACCUGCAGUGGGAGAUGGAGCUGCUGCAGUCAGAGCUGACGGAGCUGAGGACCACGCAGGCAAAGACUGCCAAGGAGUCAGAGAAGUACAAGGAGGAGCGGGACGCGGUGUACAGUGAGUACAAGCUCAUCAUGAGUGAGCGCGACCAGGUCAUCUCCGAGCUGGACAAGCUGCAGACCGAGGUGGAGCUGGCCGAGUCGAAGCUCAAGAGCAGCACGUCUGAGAAGAAGGCGGCCAGCGAGGAGAUGGAGGCGCUGCGACAGAUCAAAGACACUGUGACAAUGGAUGCUGGGAGAGCCAACAAGGAGGCCGAGAUCCUUCGAAAGCAGUGCAAGGCUCUGUGCCAGGAGCUGAAGGAAGCCCUCCAGGAGGCAGACGUGGCCAAAUGCCGGCGGGACUGGGCCUUCCAGGAACGGGACAAGAUCGUGGCGGAGCGGGACAGUAUCCGGACGCUCUGCGACAACCUGAGGCGGGAGCGGGACCGGGCGGUGAGCGAGCUGGCCGAGGCCCUGCGCAGCCUGGACGAUACUCGCAAACAGAAGAAUGACGUCAGCCGGGAGCUUAAGGAGCUCAAGGAGCAGAUGGAAUCCCAGCUGGAAAAGGAGGCCCGGUUCCGGCAGCUGAUGGCCCACAGCUCCCAUGACUCGGCCAUUGACACAGACUCCAUGGAGUGGGAAACGGAAGUUGUAGAGUUUGAAAGGGAGACGGAGGAUAUUGACUUGAAGGCACUUGGGUUCGAUAUGGCAGAAGGUGUGAAUGAGCCUUGUUUGCCAGGGGACUGUGGCAUAUUUGUCACUAAAGUAGACAAAGGAAGCAUUGCUGACGGCCGUUUACGGGUCAAUGACUGGCUGCUGAGAAUCAACGACGUGGACCUCAUCAACAAGGACAAGAAGCAGGCCCUCAAGGCGCUCCUCAACGGGGAGGGGGCCAUCAACAUGGUCGUGCGUCGGAGGAAGUCCCUGGGUGGGAAGGUGGUCACUCCGCUGCACAUCAACCUGAGUGGGCAGAAAGACAGUGGCAUCAGCCUGGAGAAUGGAGUGUAUGCUGCCGCUGUGGUGCCUGGAAGCCCGGCUGCCAAAGAGGGCUCCCUCGCCGUGGGAGACAGGAUUGUGGCCAUCAAUGGCAUUGCACUGGACAACAAAUCUCUGAACGAGUGUGAAUCUCUGCUGCGGAGCUGCCAGGACUCCCUGACCCUCUCCCUUCUGAAGGUGUUCCCUCAGAGCGCCUCGUGGAGCGGCCAGAACAUUUUUGAAAACAUCAAGGACUCUGAUAAGAUGUUGAGUUUCCGAGCCCAUGGCCCAGAGGUCCAGGCUCAGAAUAAACGGAACUUGAUGCAGCACAACAACUCCACGCAGACGGACAUCUUCUACUCGGACAGGCUGGAGGACAGGAAGGAGUCGGGCCCCACAGGAGGCAGCAGCUCCUUCCUGCACAAGCCGUUCCCCGGGGGGCCCUUCCCCGUCUCCCCCCAGGCCUGUCCCAGUGCCUCUGAGCGCAGCCUGAGCUCCUUCCGCUCGGAUGCUUCAGGGGAGCGUGGCUAUGGGCCAGUGGACAUGCGUGGCCGGCGGCCGCUGCUGCCCUUUGAGACCGAGGUGGGCCCCUGUGGGGCAGCAGAGGCCCCCGUGGACAAGGCAGACCCUGAGAAUGCCAACAGCGGCGGGACCUGGCCUAAGGCCGUGCUCAGCUCCACGGCAGGGCCCGAGAAGCUCUCCGUUUACAAGAAGCCAAAGCAGAGAAAGUCUAUCUUUGACCCUAACACUUUCAAACGCCCCCAGACGCCCCCCAAAAUAGACUACCUGCUCCCAGGCCCUGGGCCUGCCCACUCCCCACAGCCCUCUAAGAGGGUGGGACCUCUGACGCCCCCAAAACCUCCCAGGAGGGGUGACUCCAUUAAGUUCCAGCACAGACUGGAAACCAGUUCUGAGUCAGAGGCCACUCUGGUGGGCAGCUCCCCAUCCACCAGCCCCCCGAGCAACCUGCCCCCUGACAUGGACCCUGGGGAACCCAUGCACGCCUCGCCCCCGCGCAAGGCCAGGGUCCGCAUUGCUUCCAGCUACUACCCUGAAGGGGACGGGGACUCCUCCUACCUGCCGGCCAAAAAGUCCUGUGACGAGGACCUCACCUCCCAGAAGGUGGACGAGCUGGGGCAGAAGCGCCGCCGGCCAAAAUCUGCUCCCAGUUCUCGGCCCCAGCUCACUCCAGUAGUGAUUCCUGCUCAGUUCCUGGAGGAGCAGAAGUGUGUCCCAGCCAGUGGAGAACUCUCUCCAGAUCUCCAGGAGUGGUCCCCUUACUCGCCAGGGCAUUCUAGCCGGCACAGCAACACCCCCUUCUACCCGAGCAGGGCAUCUGUAGGCACUGUUCCCCGGAGUAUGACGCCGAGUACCACUGUGAGUUCCAUCCUGAGGAACCCCAUCUACACUGUGCGCAGCCACAGGGUCGGCCCCUGCAGCUCUCCGCCCGUCCCCAGAGAAGUUGCCCCCCAGGGUUUGCAUCCCAGUGUCCAGCACCAGGGACGCCUGAGCCUGGACCUGAGCCACAGGGCCUGCAGCGACUACUCUGAGAUGAGAGCCUCCCAUGGAUCCAACUCACUGCCCUCCAGCGCCCGCCUUGGGUCUUCCAGCAACUUGCAGUUCAAGGCAGAACGCAUUAAAAUCCCAUCAACGCCAAGAUAUCCCCGGUCUGUUGUGGGAUCUGACAGAGGCUCGCUGUCGCACUCGGAAUGCAGCACUCCUCCGCAGUCUCCCCUGAACGCCGAUGGCCUGUCCUCUUGUGGCCAGUCUCAGACUUCAGCUUCUACAUUGCCCAGAAUUGCUGUCAACCCCACGGCCCUCGGGGAGCGGAGGAAGGACAGAUGUCUUCACCACCACAGAUCCCUCCUGAGACUGCCUGUGGCUGCCAGGCCCAGGUCCUCCUCCCUGAGGAGUCUGAGGCCCUACGUGGAGGAACCGCGCCAUGUGAAGCUGCAAAAGGGCUCGGAGCCCCUGGGCAUCUCCAUCGUGAGUGGGGAGAAGGGCGGCGUCUACGUCUCCAAGGUGACCGGAGGGAGCAUCGCUCACCAGGCUGGCCUUGAGUAUGGGGACCAGUUACUUGAGUUCAAUGGCAUAAACCUGCGGAGUGCCACGGAGCAGCAGGCCCGGCUUAUCAUUGGGCAGCAGUGUGACACCAUCACCAUCCUGGCCCAGUACAACCCACACAUGCACCAGCUCAGCAGCCACUCCCGGUCCAGCUCCCACCUGGACCCUGUUGGGACCCACUCCACUCUCCAGGGCAGCGGUGCCACCACCCCGGAGCAUCCCUCGGUCAUUGACCCACUAAUGGAGCAGGACGAGGGCCCUGGCACCCCCCCGGCCAAGCUGAGCACCCCCAGUUCCAGGAUGGUGGGAGAUGCCACCAAGAAGACCCCAGAGCCACGAGUGGUCUUCCUCAAGAAGUCCCAGCUGGAGCUUGGAGUGCACUUAUGUGGUGGGAACCUGCACGGGGUGUUUGUGGCCGAGGUGGAGGAUGACAGUCCCGCCAAGGGCCCCGACGGCCUCGUGCCUGGGGACCUCAUCCUCGAGUAUGGCGGUCUGGACGUGCGCAGCAAGACAGUGGAGGAGGUGUACGUGGAGAUGCUGAAGCCCAAGGAUGGUGUCCGCCUCAAGGUGCAGUACCGCCCAGAGGAGUUCACCAAGGUCAAGGGCCUGCCUGGCGACAGCUUCUACAUCAGGGCCCUGUAUGAGCGGCUGGCGGAAGUGGAGCAUGAGCUGAGCUUUAAGAAAGACGACAUCCUCUACGUUGAUGACACCUUGCCCCAGGGCACAUUUGGGUCCUGGAUGGCCUGGCAGCUGGAUGAGAAUGCCCAGAAGAUCCAGCGCGGGCAGAUCCCCAGCAAAUAUGUGAUGGACCAAGAGUUCUCCCGGAGGCUCAGCAUGUCUGAAGUCAAAGAUGACAGCAAUGCAGCAAAGACGCUCUCGGCGGCUGCGCGCAGAUCCUUCUUUCGGAGGAAACAUAAGCACAAACGCAGUGGGUCCAAAGAUGGGAAGGACCUCCUUGCCCUGGACACCUUCUCCAACGACUCCAUUCCACUCUUUGAAGAUUCGGUGAGCCUUGCCUAUCAGCGGGUCCAGAAGGUAGACUGCACCUCCUUGAGGCCUGUCCUGAUCCUGGGGCCUUUACUGGAUGUGGUGAAGGAAAUGCUGGUGAAUGAGGCGCCUGGCAAGUUCUGCCGAUGCCCCCUUGAGGUGAUGAAGGCCUCCCAGCAGGCCAUCGAGCGGGGUGUCAAAGACUGCCUGUUUGUUGACUACAAGCGGAGGAGUGGCCAUUUCGAUGUGACCACAGUGGCUUCCAUAAAGGAGAUCACAGAAAAGAACCGGCACUGCCUCCUGGACAUCGCUCCACAUGCCAUCGAGCGGCUGCACCACAUGCACAUCUACCCCAUCGUCAUCUUCAUCCACUACAAGAGCGCCAAACACAUCAAGGAGCAGAGGGACCCCAUCUACCUGAAGGACAAGGUGACUCAGAGGCAUUCCAAAGAGCAGUUUGAGACGGCUCAGAAGAUUGAACAGGAGUACGGCAGGUACUUCACAGGGGUCGUCCAGGGAGGAGCCCUGUCAAGCAUUUGCACUCAGAUCUUGGCAAUGGUCAAUCAAGAGCAAAGUAAAGUCCUGUGGAUUCCAGCCUGCCCCCUAUAGAACGUGGUGCUGGGGACGACGCAGCGCGGCCGCCAGCAUGAGUGCCUGGCUCAGGUCUCUUUAGCGACUAAAGAUAGAAGUCUGUCUGUACAGAAACCCGAAGGGGAAGGAUCCGUGAACCAGGACUCCAGGAACGCCUCCUUUGUAGACAGAGGGCUGCAGACGAACGGGAUCCGGGCCCCAGCCAGCAGACUGUGUUCCUCUCACACGUGUGCUUUAAGACAAAAGACUUUUUGUAGAGGGAUUCAACACCGACCUUUCCUUUAGUCAGCUGACCAGAGAUGCUGCAAAGAGAACCUUUCAGAUCACAAGUUUACAAACCUUUUCUAAGUAUUUGGUUGUUUAUGUUUACUUGAACGGCUCUAUGUUGUUGCUGCCCAGCCCCUGCCCUUUAGUCACACCCUUGUGUUGCUUUGGUGUUGGUUUUGUGCCUGUUUUCAGCAAAACGACUCUGGAACCUCGCUGGGGCCCACUUUGCUUUGGGAGGUUCUUGUCGGUGGGACCAGAGCUUUGAUGGACGUCCUGCUCCUCGGUGGCACCUUUCCUGGAAGGACAUGGCAACUGAGGGUGCUUCGAUGGUCGGUGGGGCGGGACCGGCGUCUGGAGGGGCUGGCUCUGCAGCGGCAGCUUUCCCUCCUGCCCCAAGAAGGGCGAUCUGGGCUGUCUUGCAGCCCCUCCCUCAGAUUGUGCCUCUGCGUCCUCUCACUUCUUUUCCACCUGCGUUCACUACUCCAGCCUUUUCUCUGGUCCUUGCAACUGCGUGAGUUCCCUGUUGCACAGCCCGCUCCGGGCAGGGUGUCAGGCUGGCGCUGGUGCGUGCCGUUGGGUCUUCCUUAGGUUCUGUGAGUAGUGACAGCCUUUACCAGUGCAGACUUUGCAGGGUAAUUCUUAAGUGCUCUGUAGUGGGGCAGGCAAAUCAGCUCUUCUCAAUGGGAAAACAUUCGUGUUUCAGACUUUGAAUCAAGAGUUCUUAGUGGAAGCUUAAGGAUUAGUACGGUCACUGUCAAGAUCCUAAAAAGGGAACCUGGGAUCUAUCUAGUCUUGGGAACAGCGCUCACAGCAUGAGCAGUACUCCACGAAGAUGUCUUUUUUAAGCUUCCGACGCUGGAUGCCUCUGCUGAAGAUUUGAUGUGGUUCCUCCUUAAACUGUGCAUCCUGUUAGUAAAUAGGUACUGUACCGGGCUCCGGGUAAGUGUCACUGGGGUAGGACCUCUAUUUUAAUACUGUUCCUAACAUUUCAUUUUACUAGCAAGAAAUCUCUGAUUUCAUUUUAUUCUUUGUAAUUCUAGACACUAGAUUGUAGUUUAGCCAUACUGACAUUUUUUAAAAAGGGAUAUAUUUUCUUGCACAGUUGUUCGAAAAGAGACGUUUCAGUCCUCAGUGCUGCCCUUCGUUUCACAGGUACACGCCUUCGGGCUCAGACACCUAGGACAAACCGUAGGCUGUCUCGGGGUCUCGCUCGCACGCCCUGCGGGGCUGCUGCUCCGAGCGGCAGGUGGUGGGACCGAGGAGGUACAGUGUGCACAGGUACUGUUCUGACAGGCUGGGAUUUUCUGUACUAAAACCUUCCUUUGUAUCAAAAGUUAAGCUGACUUUAGUACAAUAAAUAAAGGUCAAUUUCUGUAACUUGUGGUGAAAA